AUGCAGGAAAUUUGUCGAGAGGAUAUUGUGGAAACAGUUAAAAGUUCUCAUUUCGAAGAAGAUAAAGACACAAGCAGUGAAAAAAAUCUAGCUAUAGAGAAGUUUAUAUCAGUUCGGAGAGAUUUAUUCGACUCGUCAGUUUCUGAGGAUUCCGUGAUCAAAAACGAAAUAUCAGAACCAGAAGCCAAGUCAAAAGUCAACAGUUUAAAAAAUCUAGACUGUGACAAAACAGUGAAAUGUGUUAAUGGUAUUACCGUUUAUCAAUGUCUUAAAUGUCCAAAAUCAUUUAACAAAUGGAAGAAUCUAUACCUACAUAAUCGGCUACAUAACAAAAAUUACUGUUGUCCAAUAGUCGAAUGCGGUAAAAAAUUUGCGACAAAAGGCGACUUAGAAAAACACAUAAGAACUCACACAGGAGAAAAACCGUAUCAGUGCGAUCAGUGUGACAAAAGCUUUGCUCAGCGAGGAACGUUAAAGAGUCAUAAAGAAAGUGUGCAUAGUGAAGAAGCUUUGAAGAAAUGUGCGAGUAAUGAUACCUAG
Messenger RNA from Melitaea cinxia (Glanville fritillary), 540 nucleotides. Its product is annotated as zinc finger protein 813-like. Gene Ontology annotation, biological process: regulation of transcription by RNA polymerase II. NCBI's taxonomy places the organism in Eukaryota, Metazoa, Arthropoda, Insecta, Lepidoptera, Nymphalidae. The record is from RefSeq and is a predicted model, not a curated record. Gene Ontology annotation, cellular component: nucleus. The transcript is spliced from 3 exons. Gene Ontology annotation, molecular function: DNA-binding transcription factor activity, RNA polymerase II-specific; RNA polymerase II cis-regulatory region sequence-specific DNA binding. The coding region runs from base 1 to 540 and encodes 179 amino acids.